Molecule: messenger RNA, 1720 nt
Organism: Thermothelomyces thermophilus ATCC 42464
Lineage: Eukaryota; Fungi; Ascomycota; Sordariomycetes; Sordariales; Chaetomiaceae
Exons: 6
Coding region: 459-1712 (417 amino acids)
Source: RefSeq, a predicted model, not a curated record
GCUGAACCCGCCUCUGGACCCUGCUCCGUGUGUUGCCGUUCCCGUGCGCCUUCGACGUGCCGAAAAGGGGAUCGUACCCUUUUUUCGCAAGAGCGACCUCCACGUCAGGCAGAUCGACCCACGUCCCCGUCCUUUGCGGCCGGGCCUAAGAACCUCCAUCUCCCCGGUCCUUUCCUUCUGCCAACCCUCCACUCCUGGCUCGCGACUAAAAAAAACCGCCCGCGCAUUGAGCUGCGUGCCGAAGUUCCUGCCUUCCCCCUUUUCCCUUCCUUUUGGGGUCCUCUUGUCAAUCUGUUCCGCCUGGAUCUGUCUGGGUCCAUUUGUUGAGCAAAAAGGGCAGUCCUGACUUGCGAGCCAGCUGUCGAGCCGGAAUCCUCCACGCCUAUUCCAACACACAGCGCUAUCCAUAAUCGUUGCGGCUUUCCGGUCUGCACGCCUCAAGACAGAUACUCGUCAUCAUGUCGGGAUACUACGAGCCCUCGCAAUGGCCCUCCUCGGGCCAGUCCGGCUGGGACCACCAGACCCCGCCGCCUGCUCGUUCGGGUGCUAGCUCCGCCGUCCCUCGCGAAGAGCCGACCGCCUUCGCCUACCAACUCGAGGAGGUCGACCGAGCCAUCGACAACCUCGUAAAAAGCGGAAAGAUGUUUGGAGGUCCCGGGGCCCGUCGUGAGUCCCUACCCUAUCCUGGUCCUAUCAGAAUGUACCCAGCUUUUGGACGCCCGCCUGCCGCCCCCGGUUCCCGUCCCCAUUCCAUGGCCGAUUUUGGUGACGCCCGCGGCCCGCACCCGGGCGCGAACUUGCAGAACUUCUACGCCUCUCAGCGGCACCAGCCCUCGCGCGGCUCGAACGAGGCGGAACAGAUGAUUCAGGCCAAGAGGAGAAUGGCGGCCGCCCAGCGGGAGCGCGACCUGCGGAAUUACCAUCAAGAGCAGCAAUACAACCGAACCGUUCUUGCCGAUAUGUCGUACGGUGGCAAUAAGCCGGAUCGCACCAUGAGCCCGGGUAGCUUGUCCGAGGAGGAUCGCCGCAAGCUCAUCGCUCAGCAGCGUAGCGCCUUGUACGGAGAGGGCCCGUAUCCCGAGGGCGCCGGCUACGUUGAUGAAACGGGCACUCCGCGGCCCGGUCUCCCUGGACCCCAGGUUGGGCCGGCCGGUCUGCGCGGACACUCCCCGCUGGCUUACGAAUACGGACGCGCCCCCCCCGUCCACCCUGACGCGGGCGCUCAAGUUGCUGCUGAAGGCGGCCAGGGGUCGCAGUCCGCUGGAACCAACGAGCAAGCCCGAGCUAACAGCAACUCCAGCCCUCAGUCCAACCCCGGAGGCAAGGGCGUGUUUGAUACGACGGUGGCCCAGCAGUCGAACCGCACCAGCGUCUCGUCCCCGGGAGGGUCUCCGCCCCGCCAGGGCGCUCCGGGCAGCAAGCCUUCCCAGAGCUCGGUUGCUCCUAUCGGCACCCGGCCCUCCGUUUCUGGCGCCCCGGCGAAUCCUGCCCUGAACAAACGGUCCACCACGCCGCUGGCGUCCCCGCUUAGCCAGGGUUACAACGCAUCUGGCAACGAGGAGAGCGGUCCUUCGGGCAGCGCCGCCCCCCCUAACACGUCGGCGCCGGCGACUGAGGGUGCCAAUGUUGGUCUGUCCGGCUGGGGUGCCCGCCCCAACGGCUGGGGUAGCAAGCCUGGUCUCGGCGGUGUUCAGGCGAGUGUCUGGGGCUGAAAUUUCAU